UAGACCCCAAACCCAAACAUAUAUCCAUCCCAACUCCAAACAAUUUAUAUAAAUUAAAAGUACGUAGCUGAAUCUGAAGAAUUAAGCUACCUAAUUACUAUGAUGGGUCAUGCCAAUGCCCGCCGUGGCGACGCAGUGAUCGACAUAGGCAAGCCCGUGAGUUUCACCGGCGGCAUCGAGUUCUCCGGCCUUACUUACACCGUCAUGAAAAAGAAGCAGGUGAAUGGGAGCUGGGUGCCCCAGGAAGCUGACCUGCUGCACCGGAUUACUGGCUAUGCGCCUAAGGGAUGCAUAACCGCCGUCAUGGGACCGAGCGGGGCCGGCAAGUCGACCUUCUUGGACGGACUGGCUGGCCGGAUCGCCAGCGGGAGCCUUAAGGGGAGAGUGUCGUUGGAUGGGGCGGAGAUGAGCCCAAGUCUGAUCAAGAGGACUUCGGCUUAUAUCAUGCAGGACGAUAGGCUCUUCCCCAUGCUCACCGUUUAUGAGACACUCAUGUUCGCCGCAGAUUUCAGGCUCGGCCCUAUCUCCUCUUCGGACAAGAAGCAGCGAGUCGAUAAGCUGAUUGAGCAGCUUGGUUUAUCAUCGUCUAGGAACACUUACAUAGGCGACGAGGGAGCUCGGGGAGUGUCGGGCGGCGAGCGACGGCGAGUCUCGAUCGGCGUCGACAUCAUUCAUGGACCAUCGCUGCUGUUCCUCGACGAGCCCACAUCAGGCUUGGACUCGACCAGUGCCCACAGCGUGAUAGAGAAGGUCCACGACAUAGCUCGCUCCGGCAGCACAGUGAUUCUGACAAUCCACCAGCCAUCGUCCAGAAUCCAGCUGCUGCUUGACCAUCUGAUCAUCUUGGCACGAGGGCAGCUCAUGUACCAGGGAUCACCCAAGGACGUGGCGCUGCAUCUGGGCAGAUUGGGCCGCAAAGUGCCCAAGGGGGAGAACCCAAUUGAGUUCCUCAUUGAUGUGAUCCAAGCCUACGACCAGUCCGAGCUUGGAGUCACGCCGCUGGCUGAGUUUGCUCUCACCGGGGUGAAGCCACCGCUGUUGGAGGGAGAGGAUUUCUCGGUGUCGACCGUGCCUCCAUCGCCGACUCCUUCUCGCCUGCCAGGUGACAAGAGGAGGCCUGGUGAGGAAGAUAGGGAUUUUGAUCACAGCCUUAGAAGUCCUCGGAGCACAUCCCGAUCUUGGACGCCUAGCCACAGUGGGUUGGUGCAAAAAUUUAUGUUCGCGCCUUCUCGCCGCCAAGCUGACCAUAAUAAAAUGGAUAUCUCCACCAGCACAUCCCCGGGCUACUACAGAUUCUCCAAGGAGAUGCUCCCGAGAACUCCAACACCUCAGAGCAGUGACUACACCGUCAAUGAAGACGACUACCUGACCCCAAACGACGCUCAGGCCAUGCAGCACGCCCACCACCUAGGACCCAAAUACGCCAACUCCUUCUUCCAGGAGUUAUGGGUCUUGAUCCGCCGGAACUUCAAGAUCGUCCGCCGCACGCCGGAGCUUUUCCUCUCCCGGCUCCUGGUCCUCACCGUCAUGGGGGUCAUGAUGGCCACCAUGUUCAUCCAUCCGAAGCAAAACCUGCAAGGCAUCACCAACCGCCUCAGCUUCUUCAUCUUCACCGUCUGUCUCUUCUUCUUCUCCUCCAACGACGCCGUUCCGGCCUUCAUCCAGGAGCGCUUCGUCUUCAUCCGAGAGACCUCUCACAACGCGUACAGAGCGUCGUCAUACACCAUCGCCGGCCUCGUCACCUACCUCCCGUUCCUCGCCCUCCAGGCCGCAGUCUACGCGGGCAUCGUCUGGUUCGCCCUCAGCCUCCGCGGGCCCUUCCUCUACUUCCUCGUCGUCCUCUACGUCUCCCUUCUCUCCACCAACUCCUUCGUCGUAUUCGUCAGCUCGGUGGUGCCCAACUACAUUCUGGGCUACGCGGCGGUGAUCGCAUUCACCGCCCUCUUCUUCUUGUUCUGCGGCUACUUCUUGAACAGCCAUGACAUCCCCUCCUACUGGAAGUGGAUGAACAAGAUAUCGACGAUGACGUAUCCGUACGAGGGGCUUUUGGUGAACGAGUUCCAUACGUCGGCGAGCUUCGGAAAGAACCUUGAUGGGCACGAUGUUACUGGGAUUGAAAUUUUGAAGCAACUGAAUAUAUAUCGGGAAAAGGAAUCAGAGAAGUGGGAGAAAGUUCUUAUUAUGAUUGGAUGGGCUGUUCUAUAUAGGAUUUUGUUUUACCUGGUUCUUCGAUUCGGUUCCAAGAAUCAGCGAACUUAA
Diospyros lotus (date-plum) is the source of this 2259-nucleotide messenger RNA. Its product is annotated as ABC transporter G family member STR2-like. The record is from RefSeq and is a predicted model, not a curated record. Lineage: Eukaryota; Viridiplantae; Streptophyta; Magnoliopsida; Ericales; Ebenaceae. Gene Ontology annotation, cellular component: membrane. Gene Ontology annotation, molecular function: ATP hydrolysis activity; ATP binding; ABC-type transporter activity.